Stylophora pistillata is the source of this 4143-nucleotide messenger RNA. RefSeq lists its product as uncharacterized. Lineage: Eukaryota; Metazoa; Cnidaria; Anthozoa; Scleractinia; Pocilloporidae. The record is from RefSeq and is a predicted model, not a curated record.
AGAACUAUAAUGGCACUAACAAUAACAAUGCAUUAUUUCUAUAGCGCCAUGUCCAUUAGCUCAUGACGUUUUACAACACUUUGCAGAGAAACUUGGUCAGACUGCAUUGAGCAGUUAACAAUUUUGAAUGAAGGUUUUGCAGAUGUCCUCAAUUUCGGACUCGAAUCUACACCAAAGCACUGUGAGCAAUGAUCCCUUCUCUUUGUGAGAGAUGACGCAGGUGAUUGGGCCUACCAUUUAUUGUCCUUAUCUGAGAAGACUGAACGUGUAAUCCUUUGCAGAUGUCAAAGCAAAGGCCAGCACAUUCUCCCCAAUCAUUCUAAGACGCUGAGAGUUGAUCUGGUCUGGAGCUUGAACCCUCGACCUACCGUAGGGAAUGGCAGUACGUCCGGUGCUCUACAAUCUGAGCUAACUAGAACAGGUUAACAACUUCCUCACGGAAACGUUUGCGUGGGAGAGUCUUGCGGAAGCGUUUGGUCGUGUUAGUGGCAACAGCUUUAAGUAAACUUCCAAACUGAAUACAUUGACUAAAAACGCGAAAGCGAUGUUUGUCAGAACUAAACCUGGGGCCAUGCAAGUCCACAAGGAUGCCAAACAAGAUAAACGAGCAGGACUUGUAGCGGGCAGCUGGCUCGGAGAUGUAAAGUACAAUUGAAAUGGGUUCCUUCGCGACAGCCCGUGAAAACAUCGAAUUUCCUCAGUGAAUACUUUAAUUUCAAAACAUCCAGCCUCUUUUGUGGAUUACCCGCGAUCGAAUGACUUAGUUUGGGGCAAGACAUCAGUGCAAAGGUGGGACGUAAAAAGAGAUUUCAGCCGCACUUCAGCAAACGGUUUUUAAGUCGGUACCGACGAAUCUAUUGCCGGGAGGUAACCCUGCGAUGGACUACCAUCCCACCCAGGAGGUUGGUAAAUCAUCAACAUAGAUAACGAGGAUAAUGGACGUGUUUGCUUUCUUCUGAUUGGUUUUAUAACUAACACGUUUAUUUCUUACUUGACGGUUUUAGUAAGUAUACAAACUUGUCCUUAAAAUGGCGAGCUGGUAAAUAAGAAUUGUUGGGUUUUAAAUCGCAAUGAUGAUGCCCUCGAUCAAGAUUUUCUUCGGUCCACCUCGAGAAGGAUAAAGUCUGCAAAAAGACCCAGUAGGAAAAGAUUUUAAAUUUUUUUCUGUAAGCUGAUUUUAGGAACGAAGAUCUUGCACUUCCAGCCAACUGGAAGGAUUUUCUCCCCAUGAUGUAGGACGAGAAAAUCAUCAAUAAGACCUAAAAAAAAAAUAAAUAAAAAGGGGCCUGGUAGUUAGCUUGACUCGUCCUGUGUUCCACAGAAUUAUACGUUUAUCGAGUGGUCUCCAUUACAAAAAGUAAUUUUUCUUUCUACGCGGCGGGCUAUCUAUUAUUGAAGUGCGAAAUUUUGGCGUGCGUCUAUUUCCUGUAAACAAAGAGAAGAUGAAGUGUUCUGCUUUUCUACUCUUAACAUACAGUGACAAAAAAAUUUGAAUACUGCCGAAGGGACACAUAGUUUAAAGAAAAUGCCCUGAGAUAAGCAACUGCGAAGUCGUAAAACGGACCCGUUGAAUCAGAUUUUGUCAAUGAUAUUGCUUUGUUUUUCUCAGUUAAAGGAAGCACCUUCUGGAGCUUGAGGAUCUUUUAGUCGAGGGAAAUGCAAAUCUGGAUUUACACGGUUUUUAUAACCACAUGGUAUGGAUGCUUGAAUGUUGUAUACUGUCGGGCAGUAAAGCCGCCUUUUUCAUCCGGGACAUCCGUUAUCGCGCAGAGGACGGUCGUAUCAGCUACACCAACAAUAUCGGUCGACACAUGGAGAGUAACCGCAAGUGCAGCACAAAUUCCAGGGAGUUGGAGCGUUUCGGCCACAGCUUCUCUUCACGCAGCAGUAACUACCAACAAGGAAAUUCAUUUCCAAUCUCAGAGUGAGGCAAACACCCUCUUCGCGACUGAACCUCGUCCUGAAAUAGAGAUUAAGCAGGCUGAGCCUCAUACUGAAGGAGAGGCGCUGGCAGAGGGUGAGUCAACUUCAGAGGCAAUAAGUGAACAAGCAGGAGAAUCCGAGCCAUAUACAGAACCUGAAACUUGGCCGGAGCCAGGGCCAAGGUGGAGUGAAGCCUUUGAAAAAUGGAAGGCAGCUUGGUACAUUCAUGUUUACUUCUUCGCCAUCGCAUUUCUUGCAAUUGGAUUUUAUGCUGGUUAUUACGUCAUCUUGAACAUUUACGACGGCUUAGGAGGAAAAUACUUAAGUGUUUGUUUAAACGGCAUGGUGCUCUUGUUUGGUACAAGCAGGGCCUUUGUACUGUUUUUGGAUCCGUAUCAUCAAGGGGGCUUAAUAAAGGCUCUUUUCACAAUGCGCCUCUUAUGGUCCAUUGGCGGUCCUUGUCUCACCGCUUCUGACUCCCUCAUAAUAUUAGCUCUGGUAGAAACCGCUCGUGUGUCCAUUGCCCCUCCGAGAUUUCAGAAGCUUGGAACAAUUUCAAUCGUGAUUACAUUCCAUUUUGUACUCGUUAUCGUUUCGGACUCAAUCGUCUCAACUUACAUGGAAGCGAAAAUCAUGAUUUUACUAUGUCAGUUAUUCUUCUCCAUAUGGGGAAUUACAUUGGGUGCCGGAUACGCAAACCUUGCGUACAAACUCGACAAGCAACUCUUCAGUCAUAAACAGAUCAAGGAAAAAGGUGAUAAAAUUUAUAUAUUUCUCAUUUACGCCUCUGCCGCGGCGAAUUUUUUCAUUUGCGGCGUUAUGAUCUACACCGCAGUCGGUGUAUUUGGUGUAUAUACAGACAUUGAGUACGUGGACGCCUGGCACUGGUGGACGUUGCAAACUUUAUUUCGUACCGGGGAAGUUAUAACCUGCGUUUUAAUUUUCACGGUUAGUGCCAAGAGAUCACGUGUAAAGAGAGCUGCAGAUGAAGUUUCUGAGUUCGAUUCGCGGUCCCAAACGUUCGAUCCGAUGGACGGGUGUUCUGCGUUUCGAAAAGUUCGAUCGUUUUUCGACAGAUUUAGAAAACGGGCAACGAUUUCUGAUAUCGCAGAUGCGUUUAAAGACGAUUCAGAAACCACUGUUGGGGUCAAUAGAAGUAGCUUUAAAAGGAGAACUGCCAGUAAAGGCAACGAUGAUGAUGAUGUACUUCCACCCGUUUUUGAAGCAUUUCAAGAGAGAGGCAGGGGGAGAAGGCAAGAUUUGUUUUCUCAUAUGCGUGUGGCGACCGUCGAAAACCAAAUUGCACAGCUCGAUACAAUGGCUCCAGCGGUUGCUCCUAGACCAAGGAGGGGACGAAGGCAGAGUUUAUUUUCUGCGAUGCAUGAGGCUAGCAUAAACAGCGCUAUUUCCUCGUUUGCUCAGCAUAUAACUGAGGCCAGCGAAGAACCCACAAAAUGCGAGUCUUUCGAAAAGGAUGGGGAGCUGAACGAGGAGCCAAAACCUCCACCUCGAAGAGGUCGGCGGACCAACAUUUUCUCGAAUCUUCCGGAAACAAAACCGGAAGUGAAAAAUCCUCGUCGAGGCAUGAUGGAGGAUAUUGCUGAGGAGUCAACUGUUUACGAAGGGGAGGGUGACGCGACUAGGAAACGCCCACCGCUUUUCAAAAUGCGAAGCUCAGACAGAAUGCGCCACUUAAUUUUAACAUGGCUCUCGCGAUCCAAAGGUUCUUCCGAUGAACCGAAAGACAUUGCUGAAGAAGAAGAACCUAAAAUUGACCAAGAUGAGAAAUCUGGGACAGAUUCCCUUCCCACAGAGAAUUGUUGAUGACCUUGUGACAAAUUUGAUGGUAAAUUGCCAUUUUUGUGGGUUCCUUGUGAAUAAAUGCAUACUGACCCACACAAACCCUGUGUCUCUUUUAUGAGCAGUUUUAAACGUAGAUCCCCUUAAGUGUUGUUGAAUUAAUCUCUGCCUGAUCCUAUUUGAUCCACAUUACAUUUCUUUAAAAUAAAAUUGCGGAAAACUUGUGUUUCAUAUCUUGCAGCUUUAAGACCGAAUUACUUACUCAUGUUUUUAAAGGGUUGGAAGUUGUAAGGUGGAUGGGGGACUUAACGUAUUUCUUCAGUAGUGUCAAAGCAGUCCAUAACACAGCCAGUUUCAGGUUAAAGAAAAGUGGAAACAAAGGGGGUGUUAGAAUUUUUUUAUGACAGCAGGAAUGCUAAU